AUAUCCCCAGGCACUCUCUAAGUGCUUAGAUGUGUGAACUCGUUCACUCCAACUUAUAUGACGAAAGCAUUACCGCUACCCCCCUUUGUAGGGAAUACACAAGGAACAUUGCCCAUACUUGUGAAGGCCAGAUGUAAGCAUAAGUGAGGAGACCGAGAACUACACUGUUAACUUUUCUAGAUGGAAGCUUGAAAGACAUGUACCACAGACGAGCUCCUGAAAUGUCUGGGCUGUCUUCACCUUUGCUGUAUGAUAGCAAUGUGAAACAUCACAGCCGAGAAGGCAGGGUCAGAGCUCAAUGUUGCCAGGCACUUUCUGAACUUCUGUCCUCAGAUAACUUAAUAUCUCGCUCCAGACUCUCAAUGCUGCCAGUAAGUGCUGUGUAAUCAAGGACGAGCUGGAUGACUUCCACCAAGGGUUUUUUUUUUUUUUUUUUUUUUUUUUUUAUAAGCUAUCAGAUCUGAACUUAAUUAAUCUACAGCCUGUUUUCAGAAAUGAGAUUCUCUAGUAAUCCCAAGAAGAAAAUGGUUUCCUUUCCCCUGUUUCCUAUGAAAGUUAUUAUAUUUACCAAUCAUUUAAUUUAUCAGUGUUUCACAGGCCAGUGACCAACAUGAAAUUAAUCCUGUCUUAGGAAGACUGGGCCUGGGAACAAGGAACAAAUUAUAGCAGAUAGAACAGGGGCUGUGUGGGGGGGGGUUUCUUUGUUUGUUUGUUUGUUUGUUUGUUUGUUUUUUGUUUUGUUUUGUUUUUUAGAGUACCAAAGGCGUUUUCCCUGUGAUAUUAUCCAUUACCAAAGAAGAGUGCAGAACAUUUUGCUGGUUGCUAAGAAUUUCAAUGGGCUGAGAAUUUUUAGGGCCUUGCUAUUUAUAUGUAUGGAGACAGCACAGAUGGCUGCCUUCUCCCUUCUUUAUCUGUAAUACAGAUCUAUGAAGACGAAGGAAAACAGGAACACCAUAGAAAUGAACAGAAGUGGGACCAGAAAAGGGCAGCAGAAGAUGCCCUGGAAAUGUUCUGCAUCUGUUAGUGCUCCCUGAACAUAAACAAGGUGCUCAUGUGGAGCUGACGGUCUGAGACUCAGAAGGGUCUGGUCUCUGGUUUCCGUCUUGAAAUACUUAAAGUUUUUAUUAGUUGCAGCAAAAUACAGGAAACCCUCUCCUCCGUGUUCUUGUAAAGAUUUCAUUUUUUAUUUUAUUCAUGUGUAUGUCUGUGCAUAAUGUGCAUGUGGUGCUCAGGGGGACCAGAAGAGGGAGUCAGAUCCCAUGGAAUCAGAGUUACAGAUGGUUGAGUUACCAUGUGGGCACUGGGAACUGAACUCAGGUUCUUUGCAAGAGUAGCUCUUAACUGCUGAGCCAUUUCUCCAGCUCUAAUUCCAGCGUGUAUAACAAUGUCUUUCAUUGCUGGCUUACAAAGUGCAGAUACAUUGGUUUUGGGGCAAACUGCUCUCCUCAUGACACAUGGGAGGCCCAAAAGAGAAAAAGGAGUCUCCCUCAAGGAUGUGUCCACAAUUGUGUAACAUCCUCCAACUAGGCUGCACCUCUCAAGAGUCCCAUCAUCUCCCAAGCAUCCUACCAGCACAGACAAAACCUCUACUAUACUGAUCUUUGAGAAUUCUGAUCUAAACCAUGUCUAGUGAAGGUAAGCCAGGCUGGGACAAGCAGGUCAUGCCAUGAACCCAGGAGUCCUUCCAUGAAAGCAAGACUCAGGUGGCCAGAUCUGCAGGUGCCGUGCUGAGUGUCUUUUCUCUUUCUCCAGAACACUCGCUCUGUGACUGUAUUCCCUGCCUGCUCUCCUCUGAGCUGGGCAAAGUGUUUUUAAGUCAUUAUAAACAGUACUGAUUUGCAAGAAGCAAUAGCCUGUGUGUCUCAAGGGAAAAGUCUACAGUCAAAAAACCCAAUGCUUCAUAAAAAAAAGGCUUUACAGUGAUCUUGUUCCCCUGCAAACAAGGCUCUACCCUGCUGGAGGCUCCUACUUCUCUGAGCGGAUCUCUGGCUCCUGACAGUGGGGACCACCUUGGAACUCAAACUCUCUGAGGUGUUCAGAAACACAACUCAUUUUUUAAGCUUUCAAGCUCUGCGGCCUUAGCCAUUAUAGCAGAAGGAAAGAGUGUGUGCAAAGUUAUGGAAAAGAAAAAAGCUAAAGCUUGUGGUAUGUUCUGAAGUCACUGGAGGGUCGUGGGAGCACGCAGAUGCUUCUGUCACUCAGCGCUGAUGUUCUGCCUUUGAACUACUAGGGCAUUACAGGAGAGAAGCUAAUCUUUUGUGGCCAGCACAGCUUGCCUGUGUUGAUAAGUGUGAUUAACAACACUAAAGUCAAAUACAUUAGCAAAUGCCUUAUAGCUGCCAGGAACGCUCAUGGCCACCCACGCUUCACAGCUAAAUAAGAAACACAAGUUUCAGGAGCCUGGGAUUCCUAGAUCUGCUGUAUGUACAUGCCUUCAGCUUUGAUUUUCAAGUUGGUUUCAAUCAAAUCGGAGAGCGCUAUUGUUAGAAAGCAGCUACAUAUAAACUGCCACAUGAGGAAUGUGCUUUUUUUUUUUUUGUUUGCUUGUUUGUUUGUUUGUGAGAGAUGCUUGCUUGAUUUUCAGAAUCUUCUACGGAAUCUGCAGGCUUCUCUAAAUUUAAAAGUAGAUUUUUAAAAAAAAUCUAGAAACUUCUUUACACAACCCAGUGCUUGAGCCUAACCCUCAACCAGAAGUCAAAAGUCAAAGGCUCUCUAGUGGUGAAGCAAUAAGUCAGUCAGUGUUCCCAGCAAUGGAAAGGGCCCAGCUUGCCCAGGGAGCACCCUGAACCAUGUGACCAGAGGCUUUGUUCUUUCUUAACUGAACCUUCAUUGGCAUGUUAGCUAAAGCAGGCCCUGUGCUUGAGGUGAUAGCAGAAUUUGUCUUUCUCUGCCCAAGAUAAAGGAUAUCCCUAUUAAAAUCUUGAAGGGAUAUAAAAUUCAAUUCUUACAAGUCCUGGGUCACUAGAGAGUAAGGGAGGAGAGGAGUAGACAGAGUUAGAACCGGGGUGAUUGUACAUGAAGGGAAGGGUGCAGGUUCCAGGAGGGGUUGAUCCUGUCUUUGCCUUAAACACAUGAGACUGGCUUGCCCAGGCAGGGAAUUUACACUUUCUGCCUCGCCGUGGACUUUCCCUGUUUUGCAUGGCUGAAUGCCAGAGCUCCAAGUGCACUCCCCACUACGAGGCACCUAAAAGAAACGAAAAGCCAGCUCCACGAAGCACUAGAUGUGUACGAGAAAAGCUGACUUGAUGGACAGAUUCUGUGUGUUUGUUUGUUUGUUUGUUUUUAAUCAUUAUAUAUACUUUAGGGUCUUUUGAAAUGGAAAAACUUUUUAUAUUAAUUUCAUGUAUGUGAAUGUUUGGCUGCCUGUAUGUAUAUAUGUAUGUAUGUUUCUAUAUUAUAUGCAUGCAGUGUCUGAGGAGGCCAGAAGAGGGCGUUGGACACCCCCCCCCCCCCGAAACUGAAGUUAUAGAUGGUUUUGAACCACGGUGUGGGUACUAGGAACUGAACUAAGGUCUUCUGGAAGAGCAGCCUGUGCUUUUAACUGUUGAGCCAUCUCUUCAACCCCAUGAAGUCAUUCGUGUACCACAGAGUUUCAUUUUCUGACUUUCCAUAUAUACUAGUUAGUUUAGUUGAUUCAAGCUAGAGUCGUUUGGAGGGAAGGAAAUAAUAGUUGAGAAAAUGCUGCCACUAGAUUUGUCUGUGGUGUGUUUUCAUGAUCGAUGACUGAUGUAGGAGGGCCUAGCCCACUGUGGACAGAAUGACACCAAGGCAAGAGGUCCUGAGUUGUGUGGGAAAAUAUUCUAAGCAAGUCAUGGGGAACAAGCCAGUGGGCCGCAUUUUCCCAUGGCCUCUGAUCAAGUUCCUGCCUCUAGGUUCUUGCCCUGGCUUCCCUCAGUAAUGGACUUACAAGCUAUAAGGUGAAAUAGACACUCUCCUCCCCGGAUUGCUUUUGGUCAUAGCCUUUUAUCUCAGCAACAGAAACCUAAGACACUGUACCACUACCCAAAGCAGUUGAUAUUUUGCUGACAAGAUUAUUUUCAACAUGUCGCCCCCUUUCUUUCUGGGUACUCUAAGCCAGCUUACACUGUGUAGUUUGUGGACUUUUACACAUAUAUUAUAAUAGAAGACAUAUGUGUCCAAUGGAACGUCCUGCAGAGACACAAAACAGCAUUGAGAAAGAAAGAAAUUUAGUAAUGGGAAGGAUGGGAAAGCUUGUUUUAUGAGUUGAGGAAGGUAAAACACUGACCGUGGGAUCUAGGGAGCUGGUCUUUGGAGCACUCUGUUGGCGUGGCUUUGCUUGGUUUUGAACGUUCCGUGACAUGCAUGGCAUGCUACCGAAGUGUGUCUGGUAACACACCUCACCUGGUUCUGCGACCCUAAGAACCACAAGCUGCGACCUGAAGAUAGCUUUCAAGAUCCUGGAGAGUAUGGGAAGUCCCCCAGGCGCCACCUGUGCACAUUCCCACCAGCCCGCUGUUCCUGCAGGGCCUAGGUAAACGAUCAUGGGGUGCCGGCCUCUGGCACACCCCAGCUUUCAGUCGUCACAGCUCUUGGCCUCCAUGACCGUAAACAGGACUUGUGACAGUAGAAGACAGCAUGUCACAUAUGGAGAGUAAAUGAACAGACGGGUGCUUGUGUAUGCGUCUGAGUACUCCCUCAGUCACUGUCUGACCCACUAGGAGAUGGGUCAACUGGAGAACAGCACAAGUGUUAAAUUACCAGCUUUGGGUGGGAUACCACUCCACAGAGGCACAGGCCUGUUUCUAAUGGCAUUCGGGAGCAACACUACCUCCUUGGCCUGGAUUUCCAAGACCCACACUUCAGACUAGGGUAGGUGCUUAGUAUCCACAGAUCUAAGCUGUGAGCUCGCUUAUUUGUUUAUCUGAAAAACUCGGAGAUACAUUGUUCAAAAAACAGAAUAAGGCUGAGAACAAUAAAAACAAAAACACAAAAACAAAAACAAAAACAAAAACAAAAAAACAACAACCAGAUCUCAUUUAGGUGGGAAAGAAUUCUCUGAUAGGCAUAUAACAUGGUUAUAUAUGUGUGAAUGUGUAUAUACGUAUAUAUUUUACAUGCAUAAAAUAUGUGUGUUUAUAUGGGAUAUCAAGACUCAGCUGUGUGUUUAUGUGUAACAAAUUCAAGGCAUACCAAAUUCGUUUGGGGGAAAUCAUGCAACUAGUAGUUGUAAAUAAUAAAAAUGGUCUGUUAAAUUUUUAGUCUGUAUUCCGAGGUAUUGAGAAUUUAAAAUGAGUGUUAUUUUAAAAUUUUGAACAUUGAAUGUAUUAUUUUCAUUUUAAGACAUUCUAAAGAAAUAUUUCAAAUAUUGUUUUGUCAGUUUUUUAAAUGUGCCUGAUGUUCUUUGAAGAUAAAAAAUAACUCAUUAAAAAUGAACACUCCAUCCUAUAGGAGAACUAUAUAUCUUUACAUUUAAUUAUACCCAUAGACUAUAACAGAGAUGUGUGUUAUAUUUCUAGCAUUUGUUUUAUUUCUAAUUCAUUAAUUACUUAGCAUCUAAAAAUCUAAUUGUGAUCAAAAUUAACAUCACCUCUUUGGGCUCUCUGGUCAAGCAAAAUGGAACUUUUCCUGGCUUUCUUCAAUAUCACGUGGGUUUCAUGUCCCUUCUGUCUAGUAAUGAACUAAAGUGACCAACCUGGUCUCACACAGUUGGCCAUGAAGAAGUGGUAAGGGUCAGCUACUCCCUUGGAAACCUCACAACCAAAUCAUACAGAUACCCAACAGGUCCAAAUCCCUCCACACAUACAAUGACUUCACUUGUUUACUUGACACAGGAUCUUACUCUAUAGCGCAGGCUAGUCUAGAGCUCUCUUUGUAGCCCAGGCUGCCCUGAAACUCACUUUGUAGCCUUGCUGGUCUGGAACCUGUAGCAACCCCACCUCGGUUUCCCAUGAGCUACCACCGUGGGCUGAUUCAGGCAGUACUUAAGCAACCGGGACUGUUAUAGCUCAUUAUCGGGCCAUGUGAGGUCCUGGGCUUGAUCACCAGCACUGGUAAAUUCAUAAAUAAACACAUACCAAAUCAGUUCCUAUGAACUGUGUGCAGACUUAAAGAUGCCCCAGCUGUUUGCUUUCCUUUUAGAUGUUUCAACCACAGCUGGAGGCCAACGCCGAGAUCCCAGCAGCAGAUUCUAUUACCCUGGUAGACAGGAUCUCAAGCAAGCAGAGUCCCUUGGACCUCAGGGCUGGGCAAAGACCAUUAGAUUUAGACAAAGUCAUGAUGGUGACCAUCAAACAGGCAAAGACUUCCCUGGACUUUCACAUUGCAGUGUGUAGAAUUAUUUAAUGCCAGCCAGGGGUUUCUACCCCACCUUUGGUAUUUAAGUUCCCGGAUGAAAGACACACACAGCCUUUAUACUUACAAUAAGCCUUAAACAGCACACUAGCCAGGCGGCUGCCUACCCUCCAUGUUGUUAGAAUCCAUUUCCCUAUCGAUAACCCUUGAGUUAUACUUAUUAUUUACUGUUUCAUCUGGGCUGCUCUUAACUCCUUCCAGCCAGUCCUCAGGGCUAUGUUUUUGUGGCUCACCUAACCCAUGGUGGCUUCUUCUUCCUCCUCUUAACCAAUUGAGGUUUCUCCUUGUCAUCUCCUCUGCUACCAAACCCGUGUAUCCUAAACCCCACCAGUGUCUCUUCUGCCCAGAUAUUGGCUGUUGGCAUCUUUAUUUACCAAUUAGAAAUGACUUGGGGGCAAGGUUACUCAGUGCCUACAUGCAUGCAGACUCACUGGUCUUUGGGGGCCCAAAAUUAGCAUUAGAAUACAAGCAGCAUUAGGCCAACCCACUACACUGCAGUAUUUUUAGCUAGUCAAUAAUCUGAAUACUCCAGUUCUACUCAGCACACUCUUAGUAGUCAAGCUUUCUGCCCAUCAAAAUCCAUUUCUGAAGCUCUGAAUCUGGGUGUAUGGGGGAGGGAGAAAGGGGGAGGGGGAGCUGUUUAUAGAGAGAUGGUAACAGCAAUACUGGCAACACCCUCCUAUCGAGUACAGAUUUCCAACUAUAGAAUGAGUUGCCAACUUGGAACCCUUGGUUAGAUGUGCCCUGUAUCCUAAGUGAGACUAACGUAACUUGAGAUUGCAGGUGUUCAGACAUUUAAAGAUAGUUACCGGCAAGCACUGCAAUCAGCUGUUCCUAUAGAAAAUUCUUAGGUUUGUAAAAAAAAAAAAUAUAGCUUGAAUCCAAUUCAGUCUUUUUGGUCCUAAGUAAUGUUUUCAAGAUGCUGCUAGUGGUGUGACAAACAGCAGGUAUUGGAAGUGUUAGCCAAGCUCUGUUGUGAGCACUUUCUGUAUAAUAGCCUACUUAUCAUGUGCGACAGCCCUUCCAGGGCCACUGUUGUUAUCCCACUCACAGAGAUCACAAGUCACUUGUCCAGAGUCACAGGACUUGCCUUGCUUCCUGUGACUUCGCCCCAGCCCCUCCUUCUGGUCCAUCCUUCUCCAUCAAGCAUAAAUGACUUCUGGGUUCUCCUGUUCCCCACCAGAGUCGCUGUCUCUCUUCAGCCCUCUCUGCUCUCUUUCUAUCCCUCAAUGUUCCCAUAUCUUGCUUUUAGAUAGCAGCAGUUUAACAUCUGUAAUUCAGACAUCCAAAAUCUAAACGCUCUUCAGUGCCACUGAUAGAAAGUUCCACACCGUGAAACUUUGUCUCCAGCACAAAACUAUCAGAAGGAUUACAUAAAAAAUAGAGGCCACGGGUAUGAUGAGUAUAUGAGACAUAAAUGAAAUUUGUAUUUAGACUUGGGUCCCAUACACAGGAUAUCUCAUGAAAAACAUAUACAAGUACUUUAAAAUCUGAAACAGCACUGUGCAAAGAUACUGGGUAGCAGCAUAUGUCCUUGUGAACUGGCUGUUGUCGAGAGCUGGAGGCACCCAUCCUCAGUGGUGAGUAGUAUAUGUGCUUUGUACGUUGUAACAGUAGAGAGGUAUCGGUCAGAAAAUUCUCUUAUUCUAGAUGAGAGUAGCCCUUCAGAUGAGGAGCAAGACAGACACAUUUUGAGUUCUGAUAAAAGUAGAUGUGGAGCUUCCCAACAUCUUUUUUUUUUUUUAAGAUUUAUUUAUUUAUUUUAUAUUAUAUGUGAGUAUGUUGUCGUUGUCUUCAGAAACACCAGAAGAGAUCAUCAGAUCCCAUUACAGAUGGUUGUGACCCAACAUGUGGUUCCUGGGAAUUGAACUCAGGACCUCUGGAAGAGCAACUAGCUAGUGUUCUUAAGGGCUGAGCCAUCUCUCCAGCCCUCCCAAGGUCUUUUGACAAGAACAUAGACAGCGUUGGAGUGAGGUGCCAUACAGGGUAGGCAGCAGGAACCCCCCUAUUUCCUCUGCUUCCUCUUAGCCUGGAAUACACAGCUGUGCAGCCAGAUUUCCAGCACACGGCCCUGGUGUAGGAGGGACCCCUUGACUCAGAAACUUGCUUCUUGCUAGCCACAACAAGCAAGGGCUUGCAACUCCAUUUAGGGGCAUUUACCCAAAAGGCACAUGUGUUUCCAUUCAAGGGAUGUUUACAAACACCCUGGUUCUUGACUCAGUCCCAGUCAGCUGGAUGACUUUCUCCAAGAGGAAGUGGGAAAGGGAGGGACUGGGGUGAGGAGAGAGUGGAUCAGAUCAGGGAUCUAGGGACAAAUCUUGUCUUCUUCCUUUCCAGUGAAGAAGCUACUCAGCCUACUUGACGUAGCUGGUAUUCUAGCUUCAAGCCAACGUCUUCACAGUAGCCCACACUCCAACGCUUAGAGUCAGAGGUCCCUAUCUAACCUGAUGUUGAGUCCACUCAGGACCAGAUGUGUAUCUCUGCCUAUACUGGGCUUCCUAGACACAAUGGCUCCAGGAUUCCACUGAGGAGAAUUGAAGGGAAACCGAGGUACCAAAAGUGUAUUACCCAGGGCCAGGAAGAUGGCUCAGUUGAUAAAAGUAUUGGACUUGCAAUCACAAGGACCUAACUUCAAGUCCCAGAACCCACGUUAAAAAAUCUGGGCAUGGUAUCCAUUUUUAAUCCCAGCAUGGGGGAAGCAGAGAUAUAUAGAUCUCUGGGACCUAUUGGCCAGGUAGCCUAGUCUACUUGGGAGAUUCCAGGUCAAUGAGAGAUGUUUUCUCCAAAAAGUAAAAAUUAAAAAAUAAAUAAAAAUUUAAAAAUAAAAAUAUAUUAUAUAAAUAUUAUAUGUGUAUAACUCCAUUUAGGGGCAUUUACCUAUGUAUAUGGAUAGUGCCUAAGAAAUGUUGUCCUGGGGCAUACACAUGCAUAUCCAAGUUCACUGUUCAUACCCAGAGUUUGCUGUGUAUUUUCUUCAUGUAGAAGUCACAUGUUGAAACCUGAACAUUAUCCCCACAACCCUUUAAUCUUCCCCUCUCUCUAUCACCUCCUGUGACAGUUAAUUUGCUACCAUCCUUUGCCAGACGAAAUAUUUGCAUUGAUUUAAAAAUCCCUUAUUGAAAGAAGACAAUAUGAAAGUUAGGCUGUAAUAACAAAGUGUUCUCUCGUCAUCUAACCUUACAGCUGCCUGUGUGAUUACUGGCAAUUACUUCAAGCCUUUCAUGUUUGCAGAUACGAAAAAUAAAGCUGAGACUCGAUAACAAAUUGGUGUGUUCGUCUUGGGGAAGACUGUUCAUCUGGCCCUUGGCAUCCUAUAGUCACCUAUAGUUCCUUGUCUAGGUUGAGGCCUCCCUUCCACAUUUGUGUGUCUAUGCUAUUUGCUUGUUUGGCUCACGUUUAAGGCAGCCUCGUUGAUGCAACUUUAUAGGUGUAGCCUCUGACAUGACUAGGAGACAAAUCUCAUAGCAGACUCACUGUUCCCUGGCUCUUUUGGUCUUUCUGCCCCCUCUAAAAUGAUUUCUCAGCCUGAGCUGCGGAAGUUGUAUUGUAGAUGUAUUGGUUUGUACUUAUCCCAUACCAAAUGGUCAGCCGUAAGAGCAUAGAUAUACACAUGACAUUAUACCAAUGGAGUAAGUGCAUUAAUGUAUUUCAGAACACACACACAAAUGUAACAACAAUUUUUUAAAAGGCCAUAAAUUUGAAGGAGACCAUGGAGGUUCAGGAGGGAGGAAAGAGGAAAUGAUUUAAUUAGAUUAUAAUCUGAAAACAUAAAUGAUUUUUUUUUUUUUUGGAAAAAAAAUACUAACUCAAACUCAGAUCUUCUGACUGGGGACUCCUACAGAAUUUAAAUGUUUCAUCUCAAUUUCAUAGCACUUACACGGGUUGUCUGUGUGACCACCCCUGCUAACUGUACCUGCCAGCAAUUCAUCUGGCCGUGUGUUCUCUUGACCUGACAACUUCAAUGUAAAUACCAGCAGCAAACACUCUGCUCAGAGACAUAAGAUCACUGGGUGUGAGCGAUGACUUGGAUUUGGGAUAGAAAAUUAUGUGUGCGUCCAUGUUGCAAUGUCCGAUUUUAGUCUAUUCCCCCUUUCCCAUUUUAUCUUUGGAAUUAUAUUUUUUUCACAAUAUGAACAUGUCACAGGUUAUUCUACUCCCCCCCCCCCCCGUGUAUGUUUGUGUAUAUAUGUGUGUUCACAUCUUUUGAGGCUCACAAUACUUGGAAAAAGGUUAAGCCCAGUUUGAAAUGCUUCCCCUCAUUCCUGUGAAGUUUCAGGCUAACUCGCAUGCUAUUGGUCAGGUGAGGUGCCUGCUGGACCCGAUGGCAGGGGACCCCAAUAAGGAACACACUCCUGGCUGAUGACAGACUGGCAGCAUUACCCAUUGGUAUGUGCAGGGCUGCCGAGCCAGUUUUGAAAGAGCAGAUUUAUUAAAAAAAAAAAAAAUCCAGCUGUGAGUUUUCAUUUUUUUUUCUCCCUCUUAGAGCUAGAAGGCGGGGCCAAAGCCAACCUCAAACUAGGCACUCCAUUGAUCAGGCUAGAGUGAUGUGGGCCCGUCUCACAGACAACAGCUAAGCACAGAGGAAAUAUUAGCUGGCAGAGAUAACGAAGAGGAAACAGUGAGAGGCAGGGGCACCAUCUGUCCGUUUCUGAGCAGCAGUUCUCAAGGCAGCAGAGAAGGAGAUGAAGAAGAGACUGGUCCUGGUCCAAGGGAACAGCGCAGCCUAAGGACAUUUUCAGACAAAAAAUUGAGGCGAAGGAAGCAUGUGACUGGCUCCGAGCUGCCGGGUUCCCGCAGUACGCUCAGCUGUAUGAAGAUUCGCAGUUCCCCAUCAACAUUGCGGCCGUCAAAAAAGACCAUGACUUUCUUGAAAGGGACCUUGUAGAACCUCUUUGCAGACGACUUAAUACGUUGAACAAGUGUGCCUCAAUGAGACUUGAUGUGAACUUCCAAAGGAAAAAGGGUGACGACUCAGAUGAGGAAGACCUGUGCAUCAGCAACAAAUGGACUUUCCAGAGAACCAGCCGCAGAUGGUCCCGUGUGGAUGACCUGCAUACGCUGUUCCCCGUGGCAGACAGAAACGGGUCCCCAGGAGGCCCUAGGAUGAGAAACACAGCCAGCAGUGAGAGCGUGCUCACGGAUCUGAGUGAGCCAGAGGUCUGCUCUAUUCACAGCGAAAGCAGUGGGGGCAGUGACAGCCGCAGCCAAUCAGGGCAUCAUUCUGCUGACAGUACGCAUGCGCUGGAGGCCACCCUGGUCAGUAGCAGCCUCCCACAGUCUACCCGAGAGGGUCUCAACCAGUCUUUUCACCCCAAGAAUGAGAAACCCACCAGGACCAGGGCCAAGUCCUUUCUGAAACGCAUGGAUACCCUGAGAGUGAAGGGUGCACUUGGGAGGCAUAAGGGGCCAGGGCGGACAGGAGGCCUGGUCAUCAGUAGGCCUGUGCUGCAGCAGGAACCGGAGUCCUUUAAGACCAUGCAGUGCGUCCAGAUACCCAACGGAGAUCUGCAGACCUCACCUCCAGCUGCCUGCAGGAAAGGCCUCCCAUGCUCCAGUAAGUCAAGUGGUGAGAGCAGCCCCCUGGAGAACAGCAGCACAGUGAGCACUCCGUGCAUGAAGGAACGCAAGUGCCACCACGAGGCCAACAAGCGCGGUGGCAUGUACCUGGAGGACCUGGAUGUGCUGGCAGGGACGGCAUUACCAGAUACGUCAGACCAAAACCACAUGCAUGGGUUUCACUCCCAAGAAAACUUGGUGGUCCACAUUCCCAAGGAUCACAAACCAGGAACGUUCCCCAAGGCACUUUCUAUAGAAAGCCUCUCACCCACAGACAACAGCAAUGGGGUUAACUGGAGGACCGGGAGUAUCUCCCUGGGUAGGCAACAGGGCCCUGGCAUGAGGGAACCCAGACUCAUGUCUUCCUGCCACAGGGCCAGCCGUGUCAGUAUCUAUGACAAUGUCCCCAGCUCGCACCUGUAUGCCAGCACAGGAGAUCUGUUGGACCUGGAGAAAGACGGCCUCCUUCCACAGCUGGAUGACAUCCUACAGCAUGUCAAUGGCAUACAAGAGGUAGUGGAUGACUGGUCAAAAAACAUCUUACCCGAACUGCAAAGUCACAGCACAUUGGCAGGGGAUCCUGGUCUGUCCCCAUUCCCAUCUCCCAAUCAGGUCACUUUAGAUUUUGAAGGCAACUCUGUCUCAGAAGGUCGGACAACACCUAGUGAUGUGGAAAGGGACAGGACUUCUCUGAAUGAAUCGGAGGCCACUGGGGUCAGAGAAAGAAGGGAUUCUGGUGUGGGGGCCUCUCUGACCAGACCAAACAGACGACUAAGGUGGAGCAGCUUCCAGCUCUCACACCAGCCCCAGCCGUCUCCAGCCACCCCGCACAUCAGCAGCCAGACGGCCGCCCAGCUGAACCUGCUCCAGCGCUUCUCCCUACUUCGUCUUACGGCCAUCAUGGAGAAGUACUCUAUGUCCAACAAGCACGGCUGGACCUGCCUGUCUGCACAGAGCGCCCCAGGGGCCUUGCAUGACCUGGUUUCUGUGAAUUCCAGGUCCGUUCCAAAGUUCAUGAAGAGGAUCAAAGCUCCUGACUACCGAGACAAGGCUGUCUUCGGUGUUCCGCUCAUAGUCCACGUUCAGAGAACAGGACAGCCCCUGCCUCAGAGCAUCCAACAAGCACUGAGGUAUCUACGUAGCAACUGUCUGGAUCAGGUGGGUCUUUUCCGCAAGUCAGGAGUGAAGUCUCGAAUCCAUGCCCUCCGUCAGAUGAAUGAGAACUUCCCUGACAAUGUGAGCUAUGAAGACCAGUCUGCAUACGACGUGGCAGAUAUGGUGAAGCAGUUCUUCCGGGACCUCCCUGAGCCCCUGUUCACCAACAAGCUCAGCGAGACCUUCCUCCACAUCUAUCAGUAUGUCCCCAAAGAGCAGCGGCUGCAGGCCGUGCAGGCAGCCAUCCUGCUGCUGGCCGACGAGAACCGGGAGGCCCUGCAGACUCUCCUGUGCUUCCUGCAUGACGUAGUAAACUUGGUGGACGAGAAUCAGAUGACGCCCAUGAAUCUGGCCGUGUGCCUGGCCCCCUCCCUCUUUCACCUAAACUUACUGAAGAAAGAAAGCUCCCCAAAAGUCAUCCAGAAGAAAUACGCCACUGGGAAGCCAGAUCAGAAGGACCUCAAUGAAAAUCUAGCUGCGGCUCAGGGGCUGGCCCACAUGAUCACGGAAUGCAACCGACUCUUUGAGGUUCCACACGAGAUGGUGGCCCAGUCUCGGGACUCCUACUUAGAGGCUGAAAUCCAUGUGCCCAGCCUGGAAGACUUGGGAGCACAGCUGGCGGAGAGCGGGGCAACUUUUCACACGUACUUGGAGCAUCUAGUCCAAGGCCUCCAGAAAGAGGCUAAGGAGAAAUUCAAGGGAUGGGUCACAUGUUCCAGCCCUGACAACACAGACCUUGCUUUCAAAAAGGUGGGCGAUGGGCACCCGCUGAAGCUGUGGAAAGCAUCUGUGGAGGUGGAGGCACCACCCUCCGUGGUGCUGAACCGUGUGCUGAGAGAACGUCACCUGUGGGAUGAGGACUUUGUGCAGUGGAAGGUGGUGGAAAGAUUGGACAAACAAACGGAAAUCUACCAGUACGUGCUAAACAGCAUGGUUCCACAUCCCUCCAGAGACUUCCUGGUGCUCAGGACCUGGAAGACUGACCUGCCCAAAGGAAUGUGCACCCUGGUGUCCCUGUCUGUGGAGUACGAAGAAGCCCAGCUCAUGGGUGGCGUGAGGGCGGUGGUGAUGGACUCUCAGUACCUGAUAGAACCCUGCGGUUCUGGCAAGUCCAGGCUGACCCACAUCUGCAGAAUAGACCUGAAGGGCCACUCCCCAGAAUGGUACAGCAAAGGCUUUGGACACCUCUGUGCGGCAGAAGUUACCAGAAUUAGGAACUCUUUCCAGCCUCUCGUUGCUGAGGGUCCAGAAACAAAAAUCUAAGCUUUCCCCAGCAUGACAUCAAACUCAGGGAAGAAGAAGGGAAAGAACACUCACAGCGUGGCAAGUGCACGCAUGUGCAGGAAUGUCGCAGUGGGAUCCGGAGAUCGCGGAGACCGUGGAGCCCGUUCCUAGCCUGCCUAGAGAUGGCUAAUCCCUACUAAUAUAAUGUCUCGGAACUUUUAUCUAUACUGCUUAAAAUUAAAUGGGUUAUUUCUUCCGCGUUGCCUAACUUGCUAUUUAAAGGCUUCUAAGAAGCGUGUCUUAGCUGUAAAUAAAUGUACUGUAGCAUUUGUACAUGUAUGUAUAUCUCCCUUUACUGUAUAUAUGUAAAAUACCAGUUUUAUAUAUAAUUCAGUGUCUGACUCUGUGAGUCUCCUCACAUGGCACUUCCCAGGUUGCUGUAGACCCCGUGUCCCAUCCCGACCUGUCCCGCCAGCUGAGCAGAGCCUGCUGACAAACACCAAAGUGUGAAAUGUGUAGUCUGUCAGCCUGCCCAGGCUUACCCAAAGAUUAGCUAACCAAAGAAAAAUAGAGUUGAGAGCUUCUUCCACAGGUUGGCCUCUUAUUUCUGAUGUUUAAAGACUGGAGCAGGAUGUUGACAUAAAUUGAGGGAUAUAAUAUUUGCUUCUCUUUAACGCAAAGCAGCAGGUGAGAGGUUAUUGCCAAAUCCAAGGCUAGACCUUGCAUUGCCUCUGGGCCCUCUUGAGAUUCAGUUCUCAUAGUGCUUUUUAACCAUCUAUUUGACCAGUGGCCUAUGUGGCCACAGUUUUUUUAACAUGUUCUUGCACUGACCUUGACUCUGGACACCAGAGUGAGAUGACAGUCCAUCGAGUGUCCAGGAGUCAUCACAGCUUCAGGGAAUUCCACACAUGCUAUAGAUGAUGCUUGUAAAAUCUAAGCCAUUAAAAAUCUUGCAAUCUAAAAGACAGGAUUUUAAACAAAAGACCAAACUGUAUCAUUAGUUUUUGUUACCAAUCCCAUGUUUCUUCAUUACCCAGCACCAGCACCUGGGCGUUCGACCCCAACCUUAUUUAUUAUUGUAUAGACUGAGCAAACUGGCUUCCCUUAACCAAGUGAGGAUGGAGUUGUUAUUUUUUUUUUUAUUGUGAUACAACAUCUGUAGAGAGAUAACUUAGUAUGUCUGGCCUCCAGGAAAGAUUGUCUUAGGUUGUCUAAACAGAGAUUGAUAUCCUGAUUCAGCAACUGGUGUCGGAAGACGAGGAAAAAACCAAACCUAUAUUUCCCUGGUUUUUGUUGUUGUUGUGUUAUAUACUUUUAUCUUUUAUCUGUGGUGUGCAAUUGUUUUAUUGGGAGGAAUAAAGAUGUUUUCUGUAUAUUUGGUAUAGCACAGGGAAAACCAGGGUAAGAGUUUUUCAUUCUCGUGUCUACCUGGGAGAGGGGCAGUCAGACCACAUGGUGCCUCCUGGGCAGCGUUCUGUGGAGUGGACAAGUUCACUUCUGCCAUUACCUCAUGCCUACCAUGCUGGAUGGCUUUGUAUGUCUUGUCAGGACCAUCAGUGGAGCUUAGUGUGGUUCCACACCAUCUGUCUCUGUGCCAGAGCCGGGUCACUGUGCACAGGAAAACAGAUCGGGCGCCCGGGGAUGGCUGGGUUGUUUGUCUCGGGGCACACUUGUUUGGCAUACACUGGGAAUCAACUAAAGCCUUUGUUAACAGGCUCCCAUCCAGGCCAUGUGGGUGGGCCUGGCGUUCUGGAUUUCUAAUGAGCCUGAGGGAUGCAGGGUGCCUCAAGGACACACUUUGAGAAACAAGGACCUAGGAAAUACUAAAACUCAAUAAAAUAUCUGAUACAGUUAUAUUCCCCAGCACCUUUCUCUUCCAACUUAGCUGGCUUUCUGAUUGUAUGCACAUACUAAUCAUAUCACUUCUGCUAACCACAGGGCGCGUCUUUAAAAUAAAGGGGAGGGGAGGGGGAGAUGAUGCAUUGAGCUUGUUUGUCAAAUACCACAGUAUUUUAUUCAUUGUUAUCUUGCUGAUGGAAAUAAAAAAAUUGCAUUUAAAUAUUAUAUUUAUACCUCAUGUAUAUUUUUACCUCAAUUGUUGGUAUCAGUCAUCAGUUGUAAAUAAAUAAUUGCCAAGGCAGAUAAAUUUAUAUACAUUAAAUAUUUCCUAUUUUCUAUAAAAAA
Messenger RNA from Mus musculus (house mouse), 16431 nucleotides. RefSeq names its product StAR related lipid transfer domain containing 13 (gene Stard13). Lineage: Eukaryota; Metazoa; Chordata; Mammalia; Rodentia; Muridae. Gene Ontology annotation, biological process: signal transduction. The transcript is spliced from 14 exons. The coding region runs from base 11242 to 14286 and encodes 1014 amino acids. Gene Ontology annotation, molecular function: lipid binding. The record is from RefSeq and is a predicted model, not a curated record. Gene Ontology annotation, cellular component: lipid droplet; membrane; mitochondrial membrane.